AUGAACCCAAAUACUUGUUGGCUUUGCAAGAUAUUCAGAGCAGAAGAAAAUGGGAUCCACUCCAAAGUGUCUUUAGAGGAAGUGCUACAAUGGUCCCAGUCUUUUGAAAAGCUGAUAACAAGUAGAUAUGGGCCUGUGAUCUACAAGACCUACUUGAAGACAGAGCACAGUGAUGAAAACAUAGAGUUCUGGCUAGCUUGUGAAGCUUAUAAGAAGAUCACAUCACAGAGGAAAAGGAAUUCUGUUGCCAGAAAACUUUUUACAAGUUAUAUUCAACCUGAGGCUCCCAAUGAGAUUAACAUUGACAGUCCUGCAAGGAAAGCAAUUACAAGGAAUAUUCAAGAGCCAACACAGUCCUGUUUUGAUGAAGCACAGAGAAUAAUUUACUUGCACAUGGAAAGAGAUUCUUAUCCGAGAUUUCUUGAGUCAAAGUUCUAUCAAAAACUCAAAUGCAGCCUUCAAACUAAUGACAACAAUUCAACGACAAGUUAAAGGUUGAAAAUUUAGAAAAGUUCUUCUGGCAUGCAAAUGUUUAAUACUUGAAGUAGGUAGAAGUCAAGGAGUAGACAAAUAUUAUUACUAAUCUUUUUUAUCCAUCACUUUUAUGAAAUUCAAGUUAGAAUUUAUGUACAUGUCCAAAGUAGAAUUUAGAGCAAGUCUGAGCAUAAUCCACACUAGUACAAAAAGGUUUAAGAUAAUGUCAAUGUUGUAAGAAAAGACAUUGUCAGUAGAAGAGACAGUAUUUUCCUUUUGUGCUGACCCCAUGUAAAAGGAUUAGCAAAUAAAUGUGUUAACGUUAAGCUUGUAAAACCCCUGUCAGCAAGCAAGGACUCCAUAGGAAAGCCAG
Molecule: messenger RNA, 847 nt
Organism: Colius striatus (speckled mousebird)
Lineage: Eukaryota; Metazoa; Chordata; Aves; Coliiformes; Coliidae
Gene: RGS13
Product: regulator of G protein signaling 13
Exons: 4
Coding region: 1-492 (163 amino acids)
Source: RefSeq, a predicted model, not a curated record